Messenger RNA from Nymphalis io (European peacock), 668 nucleotides. RefSeq names its product guanine nucleotide-binding protein subunit gamma-1 (gene Ggamma1). Gene Ontology annotation, cellular component: heterotrimeric G-protein complex. Gene Ontology annotation, biological process: G protein-coupled receptor signaling pathway. Lineage: Eukaryota; Metazoa; Arthropoda; Insecta; Lepidoptera; Nymphalidae. The record is from RefSeq and is a predicted model, not a curated record. The transcript has 2 exons. Gene Ontology annotation, molecular function: G-protein beta-subunit binding. The coding region runs from base 241 to 453 and encodes 70 amino acids.
AAAGUUUUAGGAUUUUCCGAGGUGGCACUUGGCAGCACAGAACUUAUGUCAAAUUCGAUUUCUUAUUUCAAUUGUAUGUUUAAUUCUGACUUUGUGAUAAUAACUAUCAAAGUUAUUGUAAUUGUAUUACUUUAAAUUAUUCAUUAAUUAUCACAAAUCAACGUCGGAGGCUACGCCCUAUUUUGUACAAACUACGUUGUUGGUUUAGCUUUCAACAUAGGCCUAUCAGACACUGCCGUUAUGGAUAUGAUGGUAUCGACCUUGCAACAACAGCGUUCUGUAACAGAACAGCUAAGAAGAGAAGCUUCUAUAAAGCGCAUACCAGUGUCGGUAGCUGUGGCUGAUAUAGUACGGUAUAUUAAUGAACAUGAACAAGAGGAUUGUCUGUUAGUAGGCUUUUCGAGUCAAAAGGUUAAUCCUUUCCGAGAGAAAAGUUCAUGCACCGUCCUUUAAGGCUUUCUCAUGAAGUAUUUUGCACGGGCUUCAUUAUGUGUUACAUUAAGCAUAUAAUUGUUUUGAUUCUUUAAUUUUCCUAAUUGAGCGCUAUAUUUACAUUAAUAAUGAUGUUUUGGAGUAUAGAAUGUAUUAGAAGCAGGAUUGAUUCUAACAUGUGUAAAUGACAUCUCAACUGUAUAAUGUUUGUAAUUAAUUAAAUUAAAUAACGAAUA